UGUAUGUUGAAAAUGUGCUAAAUAAAGUUAUAUUUAAAAAAAAAUUCUGCGAGGUCUGCACCCGAGCAGAUCCUGUGCCGACAGCGGCAGCCUUGCACAUGCGCAACAGCUCAGUACUUACACCAGACUGCUCGCUCACGAGUAACAACGGUUGAUUAUCUUUCUUCGUUUGGAAACACGCUCAUGGGUAUCAAGUUGUAACUAACACGUGGAUUGUUUUGUGUAACUCGGCACGUACUGCGAAAAAAGUCAUGAGUCAGUAUGACAUUUCAAUGGCUGCAUCACGAGUAACAGCGCUGCUCAAUUCAGUCAGCCAAAGCCUUUCUCAGCAACAUUCCACUGAAAAUGCAGACUAUGCUUGCUACCAGCUGGACUGCAUCAUAAGGCUUUUAGGAAGAUACUCAGACCUGUUUGUGAAUGCUGACCAGGCCUUACAGAAGCUGGAAGAAGCAUGUCACCUUUUGGAAAGUGGAUCCCCAACAUCAAUUACAGGUUUCCGAGUCCCUACAGUAAGGAUGGGCAACAGAGGACGCCCAGCAUUCAUCAUAACAGCGGAGCAAUUGGAAUAUUUGCUUAACUUCGACUUUACAAUUCAAGACAUUGCACGCCUGUUAUGUGUCAGCGUAAGGACAAUAAAGAGAAGACUGAAAGAGCAUGGUCUGUCAGUGCAACAAACUUUCAGUGACAUUACAAGUGCAGAGUUACAAGCCAUUGUCUCUGCACAUCUGGAUACAAAUCCGAAUUCAGGUUACAGAAUGGUGAACGGUUACCUGAGGACCAUGGGUAUCAGAGUCUCUGAGUCUAGGCUGAGAGAGACGAUGCAAACUGUCGACCCUUUUGGUAAUCUCCUUCGUGGUCUGUGCUUGAACCCUAUUCAACGGCGAUCAUACUCUGUUCCUGCCCCACUGUCAUUGUGGCACUUGGAUGGGUACCACAAACUUAUUCGGUGGAGAAUUGUCAUUCAUGGGUGCAUUGACGGCUUCAGCAGAAAGAUAAUGUACCUUCAGGCUUCCAACAACAACAAGGCUUCAACGGUUCACCAGGCUUUUUUGGGAGCUGUGCAGCAGUUUGGUUUGCCACUCUGUGUCCGCAGUGACAAGGGUGGCGAAAAUGUGACUGUGGCCAGAUGUAUGCUUGAACAUCCACUCCGUGGACCAGAGAGCAGAUGUUUCAUCACGGGCCGAAGUGUUCAUAAUCAACGCAUUGAGAGGCUUUGGCGUGAUUUGUGGCAGUCAGUGGUUUGCAACUACCAUGCAGUGUUCCAGUACAUGGAAACUACAGGUGCUCUUGAUUCUGACAAUGAGAUCCACCUGCUGUGCCUGCACUACGUAAUGAUUCCAAGAAUCAACGCCCACCUAAAUGUCUUCAGAAGAACUUGGGACAGACACCGCAUUUCCUCUGCUGGAAACCGCUCCCCUGACCAGCUGUGGAUCUCCGGGCAAUUGACAAGUGAAGUGGAACCAACUCAACCAGUCAGCCUCAGUGAAUGGGGCAAUGACUUUGAGGGAUCUUUACCAGCCUCUGAUUCCACUGCUGACAUUGUCGUGCCAGAGCAUCCAGACUCACUAAUACAAAAUGUCAACAGAUUGUUGGACAGAAUAGACCCGUUAACAGCCAGCUCAUGUUUUGGAGCAGACUUGUACAUGGAAGCACUGCGACUGGCUGAACUUUAAUUCUCUUCUUGGUGUUCAAAGUAGUUGCUGUUUUUAGCAUCAAAGUAACUUGCUCUAAAAGUGUAUAAUCAAACUGUAAAUGCCUGAUUAUGUGCUUCACUUGAAAAAAAAAUGUCUGUCAUGAGCAGGACUUAUGAUAAUGUGUCAACAUAAAAUUAACAUGUAUUGAUGGCUAAGACACAGAUGGGCUGAUGACACGUGUGUUCCUUCUUUAU
Messenger RNA from Nothobranchius furzeri (turquoise killifish), 1888 nucleotides. RefSeq lists its product as uncharacterized. Gene Ontology annotation, biological process: DNA integration. NCBI's taxonomy places the organism in Eukaryota, Metazoa, Chordata, Actinopteri, Cyprinodontiformes, Nothobranchiidae. The record is from RefSeq and is a predicted model, not a curated record. Gene Ontology annotation, molecular function: nucleic acid binding.